AUGACCAGUGAUAGAAGAAAAAAUCGUUUAUUACUUGAUAAUGAUAUUCAAGAAAUAGAAAAUAUGCAGACAAUAUUUGAAUUUCAAGUUCAAAUUUGUAGUGAUAGUACUCAAUAUAAAUCUCCGGAAUUUGUAUUACAAGGCACUGAUUUACAUUAUGAUUACAAAAAUUUCUAUGUUGAUAAACUGCAAUUUAAAGAAAUUUUAUGGUAUAAUCGACAGCAAAAUGUUAAUGUAAGUGUAAGAAUUAAUAAAGAAAAUCCAACAUUAUCGAUCGAAGGAUACAAUAAAGGUGCAUAUUCGAAUCAAAAUUGUAAAGUAACUGUCACGUAUACUACAAAAAAUUAUGAGAGUAUAAAUGACGAAAAUUUAACAAUGCUUUUCAAUCUACAAAACAUGUACGAGGACGAAAAAUUUACAGACUUGAAAAUAAAUGUCGAGGGAGAAGAAUUUUCUGCGCAUAAAGCGUUACUUAUCGGAAAUCCUGUAUUCGCAUCAGUGUUACAAAAUGAUAUGCGAGAAAGUAAUGAAAACAUCAUUUAUAUCAAAGAAAUGGAUCCAGCGAUAUCACCAAGCGUUUCGGGUUCCAUUUUAACCCUAAAUGCUCCGGGCAUGACGUCGGUAUCGAUAGAUCUCGCACGUAUUCCUGGAAAAAGUUUUCAAACCGCAGUAUGGGGUCAAACAGUACCAGCUUGCGAUUGCGGAGAUGAAGUAGCCAAAUGGUUGUCACGUUUUCUUCUUCAAGAAGACGUCGGUUUUCGUUUGGUCUAUUAUCCGUUAGAUCGACCAGUGAGAAAAAUAAAAAACAAGAUCUUCCCUUUGAUCGAGAACGCUGAUAGCGGUGCUUAUCCCGACGAAACCAGCUAUCAUCUUAUAAAUGAGUCGUCCGUAACGGAUUUAAAUUCUCGAUUGGAAGAAUCCAUAACUUCGUCGUAUUUUCGACCGAAUUUUGUUGUGAAAAAUGCAAACGUUUACGAAGAAGAUAGUUGGGAUUGGAUUAAGAUCGGAGACGUUGUUUUUAGAAACGUCAGACCUUGUACUAGAUGUAAUUUAACUACGAUUGAUCCGGAAACCGGUACUAAAAGUCCCAAGGUCGAACCUUUAAAGACAUUAAAAAGCUAUAGGCAAAUUGUGGAUCCAAAAAUUCRUUCCUUUAUCGGUGAGGCUCCAGUUAUGGGAAUUCAUCUUGCUUUGAGAGGACCAAGUGGUGUCAUACGUUUAGGUGAUYCAGUUUACGUAGAUGUUCCGUAGGAGGAAAAAACGCCUGUAAUAUCGCCACCAUAAAUACACCGAAGAGUUUCUUGCGAGGAUGAGAUUAUUUGUAACGAAGAAAAUUUUCUUGUAUGAGAUCAUAACUCGUGACAUGAUCAAAUGGGAAGAAAUCGACAAAAAUAAUCUUCCCUAUGUUUUUCUUAUAAUUUUACAUUCUAUUUCGGAAGAAAAAGAAGAAAUAGGUUUAAUAAGAACCUUUUCAAAGUAAUAUUUCGGAAUAAUAAUUGUUUAUAAGAAUUUACUAUAAUCAGAUUGUACGUARUAACAUACGUACGUAAMAGAAAUGUCUGUUAAUUAGAGGAUAACUCAUUUUGUUGUAAUCUAUUUGAUUAGGUGCGUAGUGACAAAAUCAGAGCUUUUAUAUACUGCCAAUUGAAUCACAAUAAAAACCSUCUGAGUGUCCGUUCAGGACGCACUUUCUAUAGAAUGCUUAUAAUAAUACAAUGACCGUAAAAUUUAUAAUAUAUUAACUGUUAUAAUAUCAUUGGAUGAAAGAUUCUACCUAGUCACCUGUAUGCAUUUAACGUAAGAAAUAAAUCGAUUGACUAUUAAAAGAUUUGUAUAGAAAAUUUGGGUAAUAGUUAUUUGUGAGCGUGRAGGUGUGUAAUCAACAGAUAAAAAAGAGAACAGAGAAUUAAAGAGUUAAGAGAUAAGACUGAUAAUAUUAUACCUYAUUAUUUUGUAAUUAAUAAAACUGUGUGAAUUAUAAGAGUAAGUGAACCGAUAUUUCUUUAGUCUGUACCUUUUUCUCUCUC
Molecule: messenger RNA, 2027 nt
Organism: Polistes canadensis
Lineage: Eukaryota; Metazoa; Arthropoda; Insecta; Hymenoptera; Vespidae
Product: mitochondrial amidoxime reducing component 2-like
Exons: 5
Coding region: 1-1251 (416 amino acids)
Molecular function (GO): protein binding; pyridoxal phosphate binding; catalytic activity
Source: RefSeq, a predicted model, not a curated record